Molecule: messenger RNA, 855 nt
Organism: Prosopis cineraria
Lineage: Eukaryota; Viridiplantae; Streptophyta; Magnoliopsida; Fabales; Fabaceae
Product: lectin 6-like
Exons: 1
Coding region: 1-855 (284 amino acids)
Molecular function (GO): carbohydrate binding
Source: RefSeq, a predicted model, not a curated record
AUGCCGGCUAUCAGAUGGAAGCCAGAACCUUCCCUUAUUUUGAUCUUCCUCUUCUUCCUCUUGCUACUCCACAAAAUAAACUCAGAAUCAAUUUCCUUCAGCUUCAAAGUUUUCGAGUCCCAGCCCGACCUAUUACCCAUAGCAUUAGCAGGCGAUGCCAUUUCAUACGGCGGAGCUAUGCUUCUCACCAAGAGAGAUUUCAAGCGAGGGGCGAACCUCACGAUGCGCCAACACAGCGUUGGACGAGCAGUGUACUUAACACCAAUCCACCUUUGGAAUAGUGACACCGGAAAAGUCGCAGACUUCACCACCGAAUUCUCCUUCGUGGUGGCUUCCGACGGUUCUAUUCUUCACGGGGACGGCUUGGCCUUCUUCAUAGCGCCGGUCGAAACCGCUCUUCACAUCCCUGCAAACUCAUCAGGUGGCUAUCUCGGAUUGUUCGGUCCGGAAAUAGCCUUCAGCACCUCCCGGAAUGAGAUCGUGGCCGUCGAACUGGACAGUUUCGGGAACGAAUGGGACCCAAUUCCUGAACCUCUAGCUGCUCACGUAGGAAUCGACGUUAACUCUCUUAGGUCUCUGAAAACUGCUGAUUGGCCAAUUAACCUCGUGCCACGAGGUUCCAUAGGGAAGGCUCGUAUAACAUACGAUGCAAGGACCACGACACUGAGUGUGUUGAUUAGUUAUACUGAUACUCAACCUAAUAGGUUUGUGUCGCUAUCGCAAACCAUUGACUUGACGACUGUGCUGCCGGAAUGGGUUAGAAUUGGAUUCUCGGCGGCCACAGGCGAUCUGGUUGAGGCCCAUGACAUUGUUUCGUGGUCUUUCAGUUCGUUCCUUCCUGAAGAAAGCGAUUAA